AUGCACCAUCGCGAAGACAUAAAACAACGUGGAGAUCCAGUUAUUUUCGCAUAUGAUAUUGAAACUACAAAGAAACCCCUCAAAUUUCCUGACUCUGCCAAUGACCCCAUAAUGAUGAUAUCUUACAUGAUAAAUGGCAUGGGAUUUCUUAUCGUUAAUCGUGAUAUCGUUUCUGAAGAUAUUGAAGAAAUUGAAUAUUCACCAUCCACUCAAUACAAGGGAUUUUUUAAAAUAUUUAAUGAACCGAGUGAGCAUAUCCAAGAACAAAAGCCAACUAUAAUUGUAACAUAUAAUGGUGAUAAUUUUGAUUGGCCUUAUGUUGAAGGCAGAGCUUCGAAAUAUGGUAUCAAUAUGUAUAAAGUAAAUAAGGCUAGAAUGAAAAUUUUAAAUACUAACAGCUAUCUUCCUGUUGGUAGUCAGGGUUUAAAGUCUGUUACUCAAGCUAAAUUGGGUUAUAAUCCUGAUGAACUAGAUCCAGAAAAUCCACAUACUUUGGCACGAUAUUCUGUUUCUGAUGCAGUGGCGACGUAUUAUCUAUACACCGAAUAUAUUCAUCCGUUUAUUUUUUCACUUUGUAAUAUUAUCCCAUUAAAUCCGGAUGAUAUAUUGCGAAAAGGAACCGGGACUCUAUGUGAAGCAUUAUUAAUGGUGGAAGCAUAUCGUGCCAACAUCAUAAUGCCAAAUAAACACGAGGAAAAUGAUGAAAUGUUUUUUAAAGACCAUCUCCUCCAAGAUGAAACAUAUAUUGGUGGCCAUGUUGAUGCAUUAGAAGCAGGUGUUUUCCGGUCGGAUAUACCAGUCAGUUUCGAUAUUGAUCUUGCAGCUAUCCAGCAGCUAAUCGAUGAUAUAGACGUUGCAUUGGAGUUUGCAAUUUGGGAAACAUUCAAGGAAACAGAAAGAAAUAUUGAAUCUGCUUUUAAUAUGCGGGAUCAAUCUCUUAAACAAAGAGAGCAACCACUUGAACAAACGCCUCUAAUUUAUCAUUUAGAUGUUGCUGCCAUGUAUCCAAAUAUAAUUCUCACCAAUCGACUUCAACCCGAUUCGAUUGUCACUGAAGACGUAUGUCUUAGAUGCGAUUAUAAUGUUCCUGGAAAAAAAUGUGAUAGAAGAAUGACAUGGUCAUGGCGGGGUGAUUUUUAUCCUGCAAAGACAAAUGAAUAUAAAAUGAUUAAGAAGCAAUUAAUGUCUGAAACAUUUCCCGGAAAAAAUCCGGGAGACAAAGGACGUUCAUAUUACCUUUUAAGUCUAGAAGAACAAACAGCAAUUUUGAAAAAACGUCUUGGUGAUUAUUGUCAGACUGUAUACAAAAGAAAAAAAGAGACAGAGGUGGAGCAACGAGAGGCCAUAGUUUGUCAACGUGAAAACCCAUUUUAUGUUAAUACUGUUUUGAGUUUUCGUGAUCGGAGAUAUAAAUACAAACAUGAUGUUAAAGAAUGGAAAAAGAAGCUGGCAGAAGCAACAAAAUAUGAAGACCUUGUAAAGAUUGAAGAAGCUAAAAAAAUGAUAAUUUUAUAUGACUCUUUACAACUUGCUCACAAAUGUCUCCUUAACUCUUUUUAUGGUUAUGUUAUGCGCAAAGGAUCUCGAUGGUAUUCAAUGGAAAUGGCCGGGAUAGUAUGUGAUACAGGUGCAAAAAUUAUUCAAACUGCCAGACAAUUGAUUGAAAAGGUCGGAAGACCUCUUGAACUUGAUACAGAUGGAAUUUGGUGUGUUCUUCCUUCAACAUUUCCGGAAAAUGUUACAUUUAAAUUAUCUUCUGGAAAAACAUUUUCCAUAUCAUAUCCUUGCACAAUGUUGAAUUAUUUAGUUCAUCAAAAAUUCACCAAUGAUCAAUAUCAAAGGCUGUCUAAUAUAACAAAUGAAUAUGAGAUUGGAAAAGAGAACAGUAUAUUUUUCGAGGUUGAUGGACCAUAUAGAGCGAUGAUAUUACCUUCUUCCUUAGAAGAAAAUAAACUUUUGAAGAAACGUUAUGCUGUAUUUGCACAUGACGGUACAUUACAAGAGUUGAAAGGAUUUGAAGUGAAGCGGCGUGGCGAGCUCAAACUUUUAAAAAAUUUUCAAGAAGUCAUAUUUCAAGUUUUUCUCCGAGGGAAAACGUUACAUGAUUGUUAUGCUGAAGUUGGAAAAGUUGCAAAUGCUUUUUUGGAUGUGCUCGAACAAAAGGGUGCCACUCUCUCUGAUGAAGAGUUGAUAGAUAGUAUUAGCGAAAAGCGAGGGAUGUCACGUGCUCUGGAAGAUUAUGGAGAUCAAAAAUCUACAUCUAUUACUGCCGCCAAACGUUUGGCAGAAUUUCUGGGUACGGAAAUGGUCAAAGACAAUAAGUUGACAUGCCACUUUAUUGUAUCAGCCAAACCUUUAGGAGAAGCAAUAAGCGAACGAGUGAUUCCAAUAGCGAUAUUUUCAGCUGAGGAAAAUGUAAAGAGGCAUUAUUUACGGAAAUGGCUUAAGGAUCCUAGAAUGGAUAAUUUUGACAUUCGUAAUAUCUUAGAUUGGACUUAUUAUUAUGAACGUCUCGGAUCUGCUAUUCAAAAACUUAUUACAAUUCCCGCAACAGCACAGAAUGUUGAAAAUCCUAUUCCGCGGUUAAAGCAUCCUGAUUGGCUUCGCAAAAAAUUGGCAAUAAAUAGUGAUAAAAAUCGGCAAAGACGCAUUACUGAUAUGUUUCGAAGAACAGAUGAUAUGGUUGUGGAUGAAAUUAAUUACGAAAAUAGAACAGAAGAUAUGGUUGUGGAUGAAAUUAAUUACGAAAAUGAUGAAUCACGAAACACUGAUAAUAUUGAUACCGGAUUAUCACAUAAUGAUCCGUCAAAUGAUAUUAAUGAUAUUAAUGAUAUUGAUGAUAUCGAAGAUUUUGGAACAUCUAAUUCAAAUGUGUCUAUACCAAACUACAAAAAAAGACCAAUCGAGAAAUCAUGUUCCGACGAGCCAGCUCAAGAGGAAGAAUUGAUGGUAAUUGACGAACCGCAACAUGAUGGCGAUGACGAUACAGAGAUAGUUGAUAAUCCAUCUUCAAAACGUCAAAAAGUUGAUGAAGACAAGAAUCAAAAAACAGUUGUAACUACCAAAAAGAAGAAAGAUAAAAAUUCGGCUAAAAAGUCUACACUCGAAAACUUUUGUGGUCAAAAAAAUCGUUGGGAAAUUCUACAAAUAAGUAAUACGGACACUCCAGGGGAAUUCCGUAUGUGGGUUUUAAUAGGUCAAGCGAUACAUGCAAUUCGUCUUGCUGUUCCCAAAAAGGUUUACAUUAAUUAUAAACUACAAAAUCUUCCGGAUGAAAUAGAGAAAAUUGUUAAUGAUAAAGGAAGUAUUUCUAGAGUAAGUCGAACGUUGCCAGGGACACAUGAACGAUACAACUUAUUUGAAGUUAUAAUGCCAGAGCCUAUCUAUUGGCAGAAUCAAAAAUUGCUACUAAAUAUCUUCAACGAUCCUCUUGUUGAAGGUGUUUAUGAGACUCGAAUCACAUCACUGGACCGAGCGUUAAUAGAAAUUGGAUGUAUUAUCAGCAAAGACAGCGUAAAAUCUAAUAUUUUUAAAACAGCACCUCGAAAGGGCAUGAAUUUACAGGAUAUUAUAAAAUCGGAAGUCUUUCAUAAAACACCAUAUUUAGAAGAGUAUUCCGUUAAUUAUUUAUAUUUAUGCCAUAUCAUGUCUGGUGAUCGCCAUCUUUAUGGCUUAUUUUCUACAGUACGCAAUAAAGCGCAUAUCUUCUUGGUAGAAAAAAGCAAAGUCAAAUCACAUUUGCCACAUUUACCUAAUGCUUAUGCCAAUAUCUUGGAAAGGAUGAGAAAUGAUCCUCGAUAUGAUAAUGAGGUAUUUAAAUAUCAUCAAGAACUCAGUUUUGAAGUGUCUACACACGUCAGAGAUGAUAAAAAAACAUUUGCGAAAAAAUUAUCCAGAGAGAUUAAGGAAUAUAAAGAAGGAAGACAUGGGCCGACUAUUUUGGUAGUUCAGUCAUCAUUUACGUUAUGUAACCUAAUCGAGGAAGGGGUUAAAGCCCUUUUAGAGUUUCCUUCGAUGUAUAUAAACCUAAAUGAAAAUGAUGAUUUGCCUUCAUUGAAUUGGCAACGAUAUGCUUUUUCGCGCAUGAUAACUAAAUAUCUUAUCGUUGGACAAAUAAUCACGCAACGAAUUAAAAAGGCAAGAUACGCAAGGAUACCCCUUUGUAAUCUUAAUAAUGACAGUUCGAUUUUCAUUUCGGAUGUGUUAUUUGCUAGGAGAUUAAUUAAAAAUGACAUCAUUCUUUGGUGGUCACCUUAUCGCAAACCAGAUCAUGGAGGACGUGAACAAGAUGAAUUUUUUGAAUAUUUGCAUCUCUCUGGUGAAAUUGGAAAUUGUGGGUUUGUUAACACACCGGGAAUACACAUGAAUAUAUGUUUUGAAAUUCAACUAGAUGAUUUGUUUGUGAACACUAUUAUAGAAUCAUCAUGGAUUAAUCAAAGUGAAGGAUCAAUACAACUUUUUGGGGACGAGAUGCCCAUGCCUACAUUUUCGGUACUUAAAUCAUUGGUUAAAGAUUGGUAUACCGAGGCGUCCAAUCCACAAAACGAAAUCGCAAGUAUCCUUAUUCGUAAUUUACAAAUUUGGCUUAGUGCGGUUAAUUCAAAUUUCUAUGACCACAAUAUUUGUGGAGUUAUACAUACUCUGAUGAGCAAGGUGGUAAUGCAACUUAUUGCCGAAUUUAGAAACUCUGGUGUUGAAAUCGUUUAUAGUAACCUUUACAAGAUGAUAAUAGCAACGAAUAAGAGUGAAUUAAAUGUUGCCAAUCAAUAUCGAGAUUUUAUCUUGAGAUAUAUCAAACAAAAACCAAUAUUUCAAGCAUUGAAGAUUAUUUGUAAAAAAACUUGGGCCAAUGUGAUUUGGUUAGAUUCGAAUAAUUUUUGUGGUACAUUAUGUCACGUCGAAGAUCAGUUUGAGAACCAUUGGAAGAUUAAGAAUUAUCUUCCGCAGACUUUGUAUGAACUUUUUGAUAGCUUUGUGGAAGAGUUUGUUGAACUUUGCAAAGAAAACGUGAUGAUGGGGUCAAUCAAUUUUAAGGCGAUACGGCAUCAGUUGGAGAAAAAGAUUUAUGAUAUAGUAGCAAUGGUACAAGAGGAUUGCGGUGAAGGUUUAAAAUUCACAAAUGUGAUUUGUGCGAUUUUUCAAAGUUCAUUAGGCGAAUCCGAAACACGGAUACUCAGACAGAACUGUUGUAGGUUAUUGAAAGUGAGUCCAUAUUCUGAGGAGGCUAAAUUCAAGUUGAAUGAUCAAAAAAAAAUUGGUAAAAUCGAAUGUAGUUGUGGCCUAGUACAGCCUAUAGACGUUACGUUACCAAAAUGUAUCAAUUGUGAGGAAACAUUUCGAUUAGAACAACUAGAAUAUAGCUUAUUAGAAGCCAUAAAUGAACAAGUUGGAAGUUAUCAAGAUCAAGACCUUUAUUGUUCCAAAUGUAAUUUGCCCCAGCAAAAAAAUUUUUUUCAAGAAUGUACUUGUGGCGGAGAAUAUAAACAAACCGUUAGUAGAGAGAAGUUUAUAAGUAUAAUUAUUAGUAUCGAAAAACUUGCGAAAGAAAAUGAGAUGAAACUUUUGUUGGAAACUUGUGAAUGGUUGUUGAAUAAAUGA
Molecule: messenger RNA, 5598 nt
Organism: Racocetra fulgida
Lineage: Eukaryota; Fungi; Glomeromycota; Glomeromycetes; Diversisporales; Gigasporaceae
Source: the annotation of a GenBank genome assembly